AUGGGCUCACGUGGGCCGACUGGCAGUCAGGGUGAGAAAGGUUCCAAUGGACCAGAUGGUCCAUUCGGCCCUACUGGCCAGGUAGGGCCUCGAGGCUCCCAGGGACGGACUGGUCCUCCAGGCGCGGUUGGAAAACCGGGAGUAGACGGUGAGAAGGGCAACAAAGGUAGUAUCAGUGGACCUGGUGUUAAAGGUGACAAAGGCGAAGAGGUGAGUGACUAUCCUUGCAAAUCUCAUAUUCUCUCAGUGUUGAAAAUAAUCAUAAGGGAAAAAUAG
Messenger RNA from Protopolystoma xenopodis, 276 nucleotides. The record is from the annotation of a GenBank genome assembly. Lineage: Eukaryota; Metazoa; Platyhelminthes; Monogenea; Polystomatidea; Polystomatidae.